This is a messenger RNA of Phytomonas sp. EM1, 1075 nucleotides long. NCBI's taxonomy places the organism in Eukaryota, Euglenozoa, Kinetoplastea, Trypanosomatida, Trypanosomatidae. The record is from the annotation of a GenBank genome assembly.
GCUUUAUAAAAAUGGAAAGGAUAAGAAAGUAUAUGCUGUUUCCAUUGUUUUAACAUACCACUAGUCAUGCUACCAGAAAAAUCCAUAGAAAGCUAUUCAUGGAUAGUCUCGUUACUGUGUCCACACAUUACGACAAUUCGUGCUGAUAUGUUCUGAAGACUUUGGCAGGAGAGUUUAAAGCGAAUGAAGUGCAUAAAGCACAAUUUGUCAGAAAAACUACUCUUACAUAAGCUCCAAUCAUUGAUGCAAUAAAGUACCUAUUCAUGAAUGUACUCAAAAGAGAAUAUACCCAGUCGUGGCCUCGAGCCGGGCAAAAAAGAAAAAUAUUAUCAAUCUGCUCAGUGAAUCAAUAAUGAAUCGUUCCUAAGCUGAGUAGAAAGGAAUAAUAAAGUUCACUUUAUUUAUACAACGAAGAGUUCAUACAUGCGUUCCCAUAUUGCAAAAGCUCUCAGAGAAGAUGAGCAAAAAAUAAUACAUAGCAGGGUGAAAACAAAAAACCUAUAUCAUAGGUAUAGUGCUCGUAUUCAAAACAUAGAUAAUAACUACUGUACAAUGCUUAAUAAAUUCAUAAUCUUUACAUAAAAUGAAGUCUUUACAAUAAACAUUGGCAUUGAGAAGUUCUACCGCCAGGGUGACAUGGAGAAGGAGAAGGGGGUGGAGGUGCUUCCCAUGUUCGAUCGCACUCUAAACACUGAGCUAGCCAAGGGGCAAAUCGGCUUCAUCGACUUUGUAUCGGCCAAUUUCUUCAAAACCAUUGUGUCAAUGUUGUGUCAUGACAUGCAAUGGUGUGUGGAUCGUAUUAACAGCAACCGUGAGACGUGGAAAGCUCUUCUUGAAGCAAAGUGACCCGAGACAAUGUAUCGUGCAUCGUCACCAAAAGAAUAGCUUAUGGACGUUUGAGACACUGUUGCACCUAAGCGUGUGUCACAACUCAUUCAUUUAUAUGUCAUCACACAACUUUUAUUAAUAUGUACUAUAUCUUUAUGUAAACCGGGUGUUUCGUUUUUAGCUUCUAAAGUAUGAAGUCGUUUAAGCGGUAUUAUUGUUUAUUUAACUGAAUGAAGCGUUUCCUAAA